This is a messenger RNA of Sebastes umbrosus (honeycomb rockfish), 2697 nucleotides long. Its product is annotated as gap junction beta-4 protein-like. Gene Ontology annotation, biological process: cell communication. Lineage: Eukaryota; Metazoa; Chordata; Actinopteri; Perciformes; Sebastidae. The transcript has 4 exons. Gene Ontology annotation, cellular component: connexin complex. The coding region runs from base 320 to 1135 and encodes 271 amino acids. The record is from RefSeq and is a predicted model, not a curated record.
UCGUAGGGAGUGGAGUUUUCCUGUAUCCUGCAAACUGACAAGACAGGACAUGUAAAGUCUGUGUGCAUGUGAUGACGUCGCAGCUGCUGAAUCUGGUUUGGCAGGAUUUCUGAGGGAAGGGCGAGAGUAGAGACAGACACAGAGAGGAAAAGCAGUGGAACAGUUUAAACCAGUUUUCACUGAACCGUUUUUAACUUUACUGUUUUUUAUAUUAAUCGUUUCCUGCUGGUGUCGACACAGUGCGUUUUGGUAUUUGAGCCCGGUUUCAGCACUAGGGUGCUCUUGUGUCUAUAUCACCCAGGCCAGUGCAGCAGCAGGGAUGAACUGGUCGGGGCUUGAGGGUCUGUUGAGCGGAGUCAAUAAAUACUCCACUGCGUUCGGGCGGAUUUGGCUGUCCAUGGUGUUUGUGUUCCGCGUCCUGGUGUUUGUGGUGGCGGCGCAGAGAGUUUGGGGCGACGAGAGCAAAGACUUUGUGUGUAAUACUAAACAGCCCGGCUGUACCAACAUCUGCUAUGACUUCAUCUUCCCUAUCUCCCACAUCCGUCUGUGGGCGCUGCAGCUGAUUUUCGUCACCUGCCCGUCUCUGAUGGUGAUGGCUCAUGUUAAAUACCGUGAAGGAAAGGACGCGAAAUACGUGGAGCUGCACCACGGCUCUCACCUGUACGCCAACCCUGGCAAGAAGAGAGGAGGCCUGUGGUGGACCUAUCUGCUGAGUUUGGUCUUCAAAGCUGGAUUCGACGUAGCGUUUCUUUACAUUCUGUAUCGGAUAUACCAUGGAUACGACUUGCCCACGUUAUCCAAGUGUUCGCUGGCACCGUGCCCCAACACCGUGGACUGCUUCAUUAGUCGCCCAACCGAGAAAAAGAUCUUCAUGAUCUUCAUGGUCGUUUCCAGCGCGCUGUGCAUCUUAAUGUGCAUCGUCGAGAUGACUUAUCUCAUCGGCAAGCGCAUCUCCAAAUUGUUAAGGAUCCGCCAAGACAACGAGAGGCUCCUAUUUGCUGAGCAGCAUGAGCUCACCAGCAUGGCCCCACCCAGGUCCCAGUAUCGCAGGACUGAUCCAACGCUGACAGAGAGCAAGAUGAGUUUAUACAAAAGGGAGAAGAUCAGAGACGGUGGUGUAACUACGACUCUGUAGGACACGACGGUCACUAAACCAUGGGUUUGUUUCUAACGGGUAGCCGUGCAACAGGACCAAAAGUUACCUAAUAAAGUUAUCGAACCAAAAGACUGAUAAAAGGGCCGACCCUUGUGUAUCGCGUCCUGUGACUCAGCUGAACAUGAAACAUUCAUGACUCUCCGUUGGAAGGACCUCCAACACUGGCUGGUUGUAUGUUGAACACUGUUAAAGAAGAAGACUACUACUAUGUGUGGAUAUUACGUUUUUAUCUUUGUACCAUAGAUCUGAUCAGCUUAUGGCUGACUAUACAAGGACAAAUGUUUUUUUAUAGCACAAACCUGAUGUUGUGUUUGAGGGCAUUGUUGAUUGUUUGUUGAUCAUGAAUCAACACCAAUAUGUCAUGUUACAUGUGGUAUCGCAUAGCCAGAUCUCCACAGCGCUGUGUCAGCGCUAAAGAAAGGUCUGGCUCCACACAUUAUCAUUCUGGUAUAGGGGGAAAAAACACUCUUGCUUGUUUGUAUUUCUUUAAACCAAUCACAAUCGUCUUAGGCGGCGCUAAGCCCAGGAUGCAGCGACGGCGCCCUUGCAGCACAUGGGAGAAGUUUGAUCAAACCAAACCCAAACCAUUAUCUUUUCCUAUACCUAACCGAGUAGGUUUGUUGCCUAAACCUAAGGAGAUUUCUGGCAGAGGUCCCUGAAGGCAACCUUCUCCUUUGCAAAAUAGAUAGCGGAAGGGGAUGAGAAUGACGCAUGGGAUAUGCCAACACGAUCUUAUCCCAACUCGUCACAUACUGAUGCUUUGUCAUACCCCUCCGCAUCCCUUUUCAGUCGCAGUUAACACAUACUUAAUGUUGUGAAUUAAACAAAAACAUUGGUUUAGGUUUAGGCAACAAAACCACUAUAGUUAGGUUUAGGAAAAAACAACAUGGUUGGGCUUAAAACUACUAUGUUUGUACAGUGAAAAUGCGACUUGAUGUUGUGGCGGUGCGUCUCAUUCUGGCGCUGAAGGGUGCCUUGUGCGGUGGUAUCGAAUGCUGACGGCUGAGACAAAGCGUCAGUAUUUGACGCCCUGGGAAUGAGAGCGGGCUGCAUACACGGCGGCUCAUAUCCACAGUCCGGUGAGUCAGACUAUGUUACAUGUAACACCCUGGUGUACGUUUUGUAAAUUACAGCACUUUGGUAUCUUCAGCACUGUUAAUAGCUUUGUUAAUUGUGUGUUGCCUCCAGUGCUCUGUGCGUUCAUAUUUCUUCUACUAAAGGGACCAAAAUGCUGCUGGGAAUUCGAUGAGAUGACCUCAAAUGUUGAGUUAUCCAUCAAGAUCGAAGAUGGUCUAAAUCUAGAUUUGGAUAUGCACACUAACUGAUCUGGCAGAUGUUACAGGAUACAAGGUCACAAGGUCAUCGUGUACUUUCAACCUUGGUUAAAUCCCCAGACAUAGAGCAGACUAUUUCUGCUCUGACUAAAAGUCAACUGGAAUGUCAUAACUUGGUCCAAUAGUUUCUUUUAAGGCUUGUUUUUAUUGACCCAUGUAGUGAUAUAUUUAAUUGAUUGUAAAAUAAAUGCUGGUGUCUAGACUGUU